AAAUACAUGUUUUCACUAGGUUUCAGCUUAACAACAUGAUUGCGUAAAACCUACUUUGUAUUGAUGCACGAUCACCAACCGUUUUACCGAACCCACUAUUUUACGAAUUGUUCAGCGCUUCAUUGUAGGUUUUUUACAAUAUGUGGGCGGUAAAACAUUCCGUUUGUGCAGCAGUUCUCACCCGGCUUGUUUUGCUGUUGUAUGGAGAGUGGCAAGAUCGUACGAUGCAAGUGAAAUACACCGAUGUUGAUUACCACGUAUUUACUGAUGCUGCACGUUAUGUGACACAGGGUGAAUCCCCAUAUGAACGAGCCACAUACAGAUACACACCAUUGUUGGCAUGGUUACUGACUCCGAAUAUCUACCUGUCUUCAUCAUUUGGAAAAGUUGUCUUCAUCCUCUGUGAUGUCAUCACUGGUUAUCUCAUAUACUGUAUACUGACAUUGCGGAAAUGUCGCCAUGACACAGCGCAUAUUUCAUCACUCAUAUGGUUAUUCAAUCCACUGCCUAUGACUGUUUCCAGUCGUGGAAAUGCCGAGUCCAUCAUGUCUGCCUUAGUGUUACUCACAAUUUACUGUUUGAUGGUGAAAAAGACUAAGACAUCAGCGUUCUGCUAUGCCCUCUCGGUGCAUGUGAAGAUAUAUCCAGUCACAUAUGCUAUUCCAAUGUAUUUUAUUCUUAAUGGAGAUUUUAAUAUGGAAACACAAAAAAUAGAAACUGACAAUAAAAGGAAAAAAAGAACUAACCAUCAGAACUUUCUAAUGAAGAUUUUUUGGCCAAACAAAUUUCGAUUGCAGUUUGUGUUUGUCUCAGUGUUAACCUUUGUAAUUUCAACAUGGCUAGCAUACUAUUGGUAUGGAUUCAAAGCUAUACAAGAAACCUAUCUGUACCACAUCACUAGAAAAGAUAUUCGUCAUAACUUCUCUGUAUACUUCUACAUGUUAUAUUUGACUGCACAGUUGGACAUUUCGUCAUUUCUGGGAAUUCUUAGUUUUCUCCCACAGUUAAUUCUGCUUGUGGUGGCAUCUUUGAAAUAUUAUGAAGACAUUCCAUUCUGCUGUUUUGUUCAUACUUUCAUAUUUGUUACUUUUAACAAAGUGUGCACUUCUCAGGUAGGUAUUCUUAAUGACUCCGAUAAUAAAAUCACUGUCAACAAAUCAAAUCCCUUCUCUUCAUUUGUAUGA
Saccoglossus kowalevskii is the source of this 1184-nucleotide messenger RNA. RefSeq names its product GPI alpha-1,4-mannosyltransferase I, catalytic subunit-like. Lineage: Eukaryota; Metazoa; Hemichordata; Enteropneusta; Harrimaniidae. Gene Ontology annotation, biological process: GPI anchor biosynthetic process. Gene Ontology annotation, cellular component: glycosylphosphatidylinositol-mannosyltransferase I complex; membrane. The record is from RefSeq and is a predicted model, not a curated record. Gene Ontology annotation, molecular function: GPI mannosyltransferase activity; alpha-1,4-mannosyltransferase activity.